Messenger RNA from Elgaria multicarinata webbii, 1950 nucleotides. RefSeq names its product glutathione S-transferase-like. The record is from RefSeq and is a predicted model, not a curated record. Lineage: Eukaryota; Metazoa; Chordata; Lepidosauria; Squamata; Anguidae. Gene Ontology annotation, molecular function: glutathione transferase activity. The coding region runs from base 189 to 857 and encodes 222 amino acids. The transcript has 7 exons. Gene Ontology annotation, biological process: glutathione metabolic process.
UUUGUGGGUUUGUCAAACAAAACUGUUUAAAUUACUCAGCCACAGGAGUUGAGCUUUCCAAAAGUGUCCUCUUUGCCAAGACUCUUGAACUGGAAGCAGAUCUUGAGGAAAUCCACAAUAUUAUUCUACUGCAAAGCCAUUUUAUUUACAUUGUGUUCUGCCUGACUGACUAAAAGGCUACCCAAAAGAUGGCUGGGAAACCCAAACUACACUACGCUCGAACGAGAGGGAAGAUGGAAUCCAUCCGCUGGCUUCUUGCAGCUGCUGGAGUGGAGUUUGAAGAACAAUUUCUAGAAAAAAAGGAAGACUUGGAGAAAUUACGUAGUGACGGCUGGCUGCUCUUCCAGCAAGUGCCCAUGGUAGAAAUGGAUGGGAUGAAGAUGGUGCAGACACGGGCCAUUCUCAGCUACAUCGCCGGAAAAUACAACCUCUAUGGGAAGGACCUGAAGGAGAGAGCCCUGAUUGACAUGUAUGUGGAAGGGACAACUGAUCUGAUGGGAUUGAUUAUGUCCCUUAUUUUCAAAUCCCCUGAGGAAAAACCAAAGCAAAGGGCCCUAAUUAUUGAGAGAGCCACAACCAGAUACUUCCCGGUUUAUGAAAAGGUUUUAAAAGACCACAGACAAGACUUCCUUGUUGGUAACAAGCUUAGUUGGGCAGACAUUCAUCUGCUUGAAGCUAUUCUAAUGACGGAAGAGGAGAAGCCUGAUAUUCUCUCUAAAUUCCCUCUGCUGCAGGCCUUCAAAACAAGAGUAAGCAACAUCCCCACCAUUAAGAAGUUUUUGCAACAGGGCAGCCAGCGGAAACCUCCACUGGAUGAUGAGUCCUUUGUAAAGAUCAAGAAAAUUUUCAGCUUCUGAAAACACCAGCUAUGAAGACUGCUGCAAAUACCAACAUGAUUUUUCCUGAUCUAUGCUGCUUCUCCACAUACACUUCUUACUAUUAAGGCCAUCAUACUAUCUGAGAGAUUUAACAGUGCAAUCUUAUAUACUGUAUGUCUAUGAAGAAGUGCUAUUGAGUUCAAUUAGACUUAUUCCCAAUUAGGUGUGUAUAGGAUUGCAGCCUAAAUAUAUAAAAUUGUUAUUCCUCUUGAUUUUAGAGCAGGGGUGUUGAACCUCAGGCCAAUAGGCCAAAUUUGGCCCACCUGGGGUCCCAAUAGGGCCUUCUUGCCUUCUCCAGGUGAUGCUGCCCCCUUCCGCCGGCCUUACCCCAUUCUCCUCUCAUUUGUGCUUUCCAAAUUGGAUGUGUUGGGUUUUGCAUGGCUUUUCCAUUUUAAAAGGUUGAAAUGCCUCUCCUAAGGCUUAAUUUCUGGCAGUAACAGCUUUAAGCUAAAAUAUGCUGGUAUUUUUGACAAGGCAGUCUCUCCCAAACUGAUGCCCUCCAAAUACAUUGGACUGCAAUUCCCAUCAUUCUUAGUUGACAUUGUACUCCAAUGCAUCUGGGCCUUAUCAACACUGGGAAUUUACUGCAGUGCAGUUCACCUCCCACACAGCCAUGACACAUGAUGUCACCCCCAAUUUGUAUCAGUCCAAAGUUUUCUUGUCAUAAAAAACACAUUUUUACCAAGUCCAUUUGUGAUGGAGGAGAGGAGUUCAUCCAUUGAGGAGUGGAGUUAACCCAUUCCUGUUGGCUAUACUCUCCGCUGACCAAGUUCAGGGUUCUGUGGGGGGUUUUAAAAAUAGUUUGCUAAUGCCUGAACUGAAGAGUGAAUGCGAAGGGGCUUCCCCUCUUCCCUUGUCUUUUGGGGUGGGGGUGGGGUGGGGAGUUUGGAAUGUAUUUUCAAGUCUUCCUAAUUCUCUCAUUUGGCUUUUUUAUUUCUUUGCCCCCAGAAAUAACUAGCUGAAAACGUAUCAAUAUACAUGUUUGCGCAGAAGUAAAUCACAUUUUCUUCAAUGAGGUUUACCCUUCAGAAAGUCAGCACUUACUUUUGGGAUGGCUCUUAAAAAAAAACAA